UUCAUAGAAUGAACAAUAAUGCGAAUAUUCGUCAUUCACCGGUUGCGAGUUCCCUGUUUUGAUUUAGUCUUCCCUCAAAUCAAUUGUUAGAGAGGUUAAAUCUUUUAUUUUCUUCCGUGAAAUGUGUACAACUUAAAUAAGAAAUCAUGACUAAAGACGAAGAUUCGUUAGACUACAGUAAUAUUGACUUCCCCCAAGAUCGUAUUUGGUAUCGUAUUCCAGAAUGGGAAGUUAUUUUAAAAGUGACGACAUUUGUCCCAGUGAUUGUGUUUGGCAUCGCCAGUAAUCUCAUCAUUGUUUAUUUGAUUAUUCAAAAUCGUGCCCUACGAACUCCAACCAAUAUGCUUAUUGCUAAUAUGGCCGUUGCUGAUACGGCUGCUCUUCUAAUUUGUCCAAUUAUGUUUAUGUAUAAUGAUUUCUAUCAGAAUUAUAUGAUGGGGUUUUGGGGAUGCAAAACGGAAGGUUUUAUCCAGGGUUCGUUGUUAAUAACAGCCGUAAUAAAUCUAUCAGGAGUGAGUUAUGAUAGGCUUACGGCUAUUGUACUUCCUCUGGAGGCACGUUUGACAAUGAAGGGGGCCAAAGUUGUGAUGGUGUUGACUUGGUUGAUUGGUUUUGCUAUUGCAACGCCUUUGGCGAUCUUCAGGACCUAUAAGGUCCGUCAAUGGAAGAAUUUCAAGGAAAGCUACUGCAAAGAAAACCAAUAUAUUCUACCAAAAUAUUGGUAUUUUCUUAUAUCAGCACUAGUUUGGUUUCCCUUGGCAAUCAUGGUCAUAUCGUAUACAGCAAUAUUUAUCAAGCUUGAUUUGUAUGAAAAGAAAGUCCUAAGCAGAGAUCAUCCUUUAAAUGUUUCGUACAAAAAAACAGCUGCUAAAACUAUGUUCAUUGUCGUUGUUGUAUUUAUUGUUCUACGAGUUCCAUUUACGGUCUUAGUUUUUGUCCGAGCCGAUCUUUUGGGCACCUAUACUGGAACAGUUAAUAACAGCUAUCGAAAUCUCUGGUAUAUAGCACAUUAUUUAAUGUUUUUAAAUGCUGCAGUUAAUCCCAUAAUUUAUGGAUACACAAAUGAUAAUUUUCGAAGAGCUUACGAUCAAACUCCAAUGUUUAAAUGUUGUUCUCGAUGUGGAAGAAUUAGAAAGAAACCUGCAACUGAGGCCGGGGCUCAAAAGAAGCAAUUGUGGUGCUGUCAUAAAUUGUGCAAUUGGUCUGGUGUUCGAAGAACCAACAUGGAAAUGAAUAUGAUUGUAACGAAGACAACUAGAAGUCCCAUUGGAGUGAGAACAAUAACAAAAGAAACUAUAUUGGAUUCAAAACAAACUUUUAACUAUGUCAACGAUCAAAAUGAUGGAUUUAUAUAA
This is a messenger RNA of Eupeodes corollae, 1355 nucleotides long. RefSeq names its product neuropeptide FF receptor 2. Lineage: Eukaryota; Metazoa; Arthropoda; Insecta; Diptera; Syrphidae. The record is from RefSeq and is a predicted model, not a curated record. Gene Ontology annotation, cellular component: membrane. Gene Ontology annotation, molecular function: G protein-coupled receptor activity. The transcript is spliced from 5 exons. Gene Ontology annotation, biological process: G protein-coupled receptor signaling pathway. Bases 147 to 1355 code for a protein of 402 amino acids.